Nematostella vectensis (starlet sea anemone) is the source of this 5133-nucleotide messenger RNA. RefSeq lists its product as uncharacterized. The record is from RefSeq and is a predicted model, not a curated record. Lineage: Eukaryota; Metazoa; Cnidaria; Anthozoa; Actiniaria; Edwardsiidae. Gene Ontology annotation, molecular function: cysteine-type peptidase activity. The transcript has a single exon. Bases 809 to 3784 code for a protein of 991 amino acids. Gene Ontology annotation, biological process: proteolysis.
ACAAGUAGGGUCAUUCCACAGUAUUUUGAGCCUGAACAUCAAAUUCUGAAAUCAACUAUUUCUGACUUAAUUUGCUUAUCAACUUAAAGAGUGAUGCCUGAAGUUUAUUCGACAGGUGUCUGUUUCUAAAUAACAGUCGGCAGCUACGAAUAAAUUACAACUGUUUAUGCAAAUUUGGAAAAUGACUGUUGCGGAGUCUACAUUUUGAUUUUGUAGUUAAAAAAAGAAAGGCCAAAAUCAUUCAUUGAACUUUUCAUAGACACUUACCUACCAUUGAUUUACUUUAAAAAAAUUCUUUGAAUCUGGGAUGUGCUUCUUAGGGGUGACAGAAUUUGCUGUCCAAGGAAGGUCUGUAGACUCCGCAACAAAUUUGGCACUUUAAGUUUUAGUAAAAUGUUCAAAAAUAUAAAUAUUUGGCUGAAAGUUUGUAAACUUCUAAUUUAUUAGGACUGUAACAUUAUCAAGAAAAUGUUAAUUGUAAAUGUAUUUCCUACAAAUAUAAAAUAUAAUUUCUUUUUUUGUUGCGGAGUCUACAUUUUUGUUGCGGAGUCUACAACCUUGGCCCUAGGAACUGUAAGGGACUGGACCUAGGCAACUACUGAGUAUGCUCUGCCUCAUUCCUUGACAAUUGUGGGUAAUAUAGCUUCUCAGCACUCACUUCUAGUUAUGAAUCAACAAGUACUGAAAAGGGACUGGGCCUAGGGGACUGGGUCUAAGCAACUACUGAGCAUGCUCUGCCUCAUGUCUUAGAGAAUUGUGGGUAAUAUAGUUACUGCACUCACUUCUAGUCAUGUAAUGUGAAUUGAAUAUGUCAACAAGUACUGAAAGAAGCAGAAAAUUCAGAGAGAAAUUGAAAGGUGACCAAGAAAAGCUUUCAGAGUACCAAAGAAAGGAUAGAGAGAGAAAAGCUUUGGAGCAUGCUAAAUUCAAAGCAAACAAGAGUGAAAAAGAGAAGGCAGAGCACAGGUUAAAGAGGGCAGAAAUACAAAGGCGCUGGAGAGCAAAAGUAAAGGGAAAAGGAGAGGGUAAACAAAAUUCUAGUGCUGCUAAUGAUUAUAAAAGUCCCCAAAGUUUAGGUAAGGCUGUGAGACGAGUGCAAAAGCACUUACCGAAGAGUCCCUCAAAAGUGCCUCAUAUGCUAGCAAAGGUUGUACAAGCAAUGUCACCAGGCAAACGAAAGUCAGUCAUUGAAGCAGUUGACAGUUCUUCAAAGAAAAGAAAGCCAGCUGAAGAUCCCAGAAAGCAGCGAUCAGAUGCAUUGUCAGACAAGAGCAUUAAAGAAGUUGAAGAAUUUUAUAGAAGAGAUGACAUAAGUAGAAUGUGCCCAGGUAAAAAAGACUGUGUGUCUGUAAAAACUAGCAAGGGGCGAGAAGUGAGGCAAAAGAGAUUGUUGCUUUAUAACACUGCUGAGGUGCACCAAAUGUUUAAUAAGAGAGAAUCAGAUACAAGCAUUGGUUUAUCGAAGUUUGCAUCCCUCAGGCCACCAGAAGUAUUACCUAUUACCUUAAGAGAUCAAGAAGUUUGUGUUUGCAAGUAUCACGAGAACAUAGAAUUACUUCUGAGUGGAAUUAGCAAAGCUGUCCCUGGAGUUUCCAAGACGGCUGAUGAGAUGUUGUGUAAAACUGUGUGCAGUACAAAUGAUGCAAAGUGCAUGGAAAGAGACUGUAGCAAAUGUGAUGUUGAGGGGUCAGUCAAUGACAUGUUUGACGAAUGCGAUGAAGAUCAGUCAGUCUCCUAUUAUCAGUGGGAGACUUCUGAUGAUGGAAUAGUGAGGAAAGUGCAAGUUAACUGCAAUCUUGGAGAGGCUAAAGAUGAUCUUAUAGUACAGCUCCAGCCAUUUGGAAGACAUGUGUAUAACAUCAGGCGUCAGUACAUUGAGCUAGCGGUCCUCAAAGAAACACUGGCACCUGGAGAAAUUAUUGUACACGAAGAUUUCGCUGAAAAUUUUCAGCUUAAACAUCAACGAGAGAUCAUGGCUGCGCAUUGGCACAAUGAAAUGGUGACAGUGUUUACAGCAGUGGUAUACUAUAGGGAUGAUGAGGGAGAGUUGCAGCAUUUGUCUUAUGCUGUUGUAAGUGACGAACUCUCUCAUGACAAGUCGUCUGUCUAUGCAUACAACUCUCUGAUUCUUGAAGAUGUUAACAAAGUAACAGAAGUAAAGAAGGUCCACUACUGGUCUGAUGGUCCCUCCUCGCAGUUCAAGAAUCGUUACAACUUGUCAAUUGUGGUGUACCAUGAAAGGGAUUUUGGUUGUGAUGCCACAUGGAAUUUUUUUGAGACUGCGCAUGGGAAAGGCCCCUGUGAUGGUAUUGGUGGGGAGGUAAAGAGAGUGGUUUGGCGGGCAAUACUACAGUCAAGAGUGAUGGUAACCUCAGCCAAGGAGUUUGCAGACACAGCAAAACAACUGUGCAAGAAGAUUAGGGUUCUCUACUGUUCAGAGGACCAAGUGGGGUUGGUAACUGAGAAGCUUAGUACCCGAUGGAACAGUUGCAAAGCAAUCCCUUCCACACACUCUAUUCACUUUGUGGCCAAGGUGGAUGAGGUAACCAUUAAAGUGGCUAAGAAUUCUCAGUUCUCCCAACAGGAUUGCUGUCAAGAGCAUGUCUUGAUAUCAAAGAGCCCGCUGUCUCAUCAGCCUAGUGGAAAGGAUUCAAAGCAAGUGCCAGCAGCAGUAAAAAAAGAUCCAGGACAAAAAGCUGCAACCAGACCCUGUGCAACGAAUUCGAACCGGGUGCCAGCAUCAGUCGUAGCAAAAGAGACAGGCCAAGUGAAGGCUCCUAAUCUGGCAACUGACUUUGGCUUGCCUCCAAUGCUUAAGGCUAGAUUCAGAAAUCCUGGUCAUGUCACUGCUAUCCCUCACAAGGCACAGCUAUUGUCUGGGAUUAUAAAUGGUCAAGUUAAAUUCAAAGGCAAAGGAGUCAUAUCACCAAAUGAUCUAAGCUCGCUCCAGGGAGGGCAUGCAAAGGAAGAAGAUAACUUUCUUACCAACUUUGCUGUUGAUACAUACCUUGAAAUGCUCCAAACUGCUUCGCCCAACACUGUUGUAUUUCCUUGGGAACAAUUUGAGAAAUCAUCAAUCAUCAAACGCCAAUUAUCUGCUAAAGGAAAACUCCUUGAAAAAGAUCUUAUCAUCGCACCUUGCUGCCCAGCGGGAGGUAACCACUGGUUUCUGGUGGUAGCUAUACCCAAGGAAAAGUCCAUAUUUGCUCUUGAUAGCCUAGCAGGGUCAUUUAUUAAGCCCACAGCUGAAGCUGCUAUGUGCAAAAUGUGGCAUGUCCUCAAGAAGGCUGACAGCAGUUUGGACAUAGCUACAUGGAGGUUUGCAUCAAACAAACCAGGCGAUUUGCCACAACAAGCCAAUGGAAUUGACUGUGGUGUAUUUCUUUUAAUGUAUGCUAGGUGCUUGGCCACUGGUGCCCCAAUGCUCUGCAAAGAUCCUGACAUCCCAGCAGUUAGAGAGCAGAUGAUAUUAGAGCUUCACUACCAAGCCUUGCUUCCCCCACAAACAAGCAUCAUUGAGAAAGAUCAGUAUUAUGCAGUGGAUUACGUGAAGAAAUACUACAUAGGUAGAGCCUUAGAUGCAUCUAGUGAUGGAUUCCUUAUACCAUUCAAGUUUCUAUAUUAUGUUGGAGCACAGAAGUUUGGCUGGCCAAUCAGAGAUGAUGUAGAAAGUGUCCACCCCUCGUGUGUAUUCCAUGGCCCACUGGCAUUGCAGGGAAAUGGGCCCUUUGAAGUCCCUAACUUAGAUGAGGUAGAGGCUGUUUUCAAGUUGCUAAAAAAAUAAAAUGGCCUGACUGAUCAUUACAGAUAAUGAUAAUAUCAUAGCACCCAUGUUAUUACAUGUACUUGUGUACAUUGUGUUUCUUAUUUAGUACCAAGUACUGUUUAGUUCUGAACUAUGAGAAACAUUGCCCACUGGCAUUGCAGGGCAAUGAGCCCUUCGAGAGCCCACUUAGAUGAGGUAAGAGACCGGGUCUCUCAAAGCAAGGGUCAGACAACUUAACUAGCUGUUAAUGUGUUGCCACAUUUGUAAGAGAGUUGGUGUUGAACUGGAUUUAAGAUUAAAAGUGUCUGCUACAGAAAACUUAAUAAUUGUACUCCAAUAAUUUUUGUAGAUGCUAAAAAGUAGAUUCCAUAACAAUUUUCUAGAAUCUAAUUGUGCUGGGAUAUGACUAUCUAACAUGCUGAGAUAAAACUAUACUAUAUGAAUGAAAUACAUUUUGAAAAUAUUUCCUAUGUUUUUGAGUGCAGUAAGCAGCAUUUUUUGUGGUUCUUCUCUUAUUUCUAGUUUAGUGCCCUUGUGUAGACUCCGCAACGUAGACUCCGCAACAGCACCAGUCCAUCUAAAACUAGCAAUUUCACCAAGAAGAUAAAACAAAAGCAAAAUAUUCUUAUUGCUCAAAUCAACCCAGAAGAAUGUUGUUCCUUAUUAUUUAAGCCCCAUUUAAAAAUAUUCAGAAAGUUCACAGAGUUUUUAAGGUAAAGUUCAUUUCUAAAAAAAUUGGAUUUUUCUGCGUAGACUCCGCAACGGCUGUAUAUUAUCAAAUAUCUCAGAAGCAUUUCAACUUUGCAAUAUCCCCUUCCUUACUGUUUGUAGUACUUAUACCCCUUUCCCCUAGAAGUAUACUUUUAUUAAGAUAAACAUUCUUAAUUAGAAGUUAUAAUGUCUCAAAUCUCUCCAAAUGUAGACUCCACAACAUACAGUUUACUGUGGAAUGACCCAGUAGUAUAAAAGGUGAAAUCGAGGAUAAGGUUUGUUUUGAAAUUUAAGAUCAGAUGUUUGUUUUUUAUCUGGAGUAAUAUUCUUUAAAAAAAAAAAACAAUAUAUAAAACUUAUUUUCCAGCCUAUUUGAGAACAAAAAGAGGUUAUGCAAGCUCUGCCAAUCAAAGCAGCAGAGUUUCUGAGGUAUAUUUUUUUUGCAUUAUUAUCCAUUUUCCAGUUUGUCCACCCCUUUUAAUAGAGCCCGGAACCACCAGUGUAACCUUAGCACUCAGCAUAGAGUACAGUAUAUUAUAUGACAUCAAGCAAUAUGGUAGAUUGUUCAUACUCCUUUUUCUUUCCAAUCUGGGAUGAGCUCAUCUAGUGCUGAGGUUUCUAUACAUGCUCCUGAUAAUGUGUGUCCUCCUAGAAAA